AUGUCAAAGAUUGAAGAGAUCGACACGCGUGUUAAAGAAUACCUAUACGAUAUUGGCUAUCAUAGAUGGUCUCGGGUACAUGUUAUGGUGAAUAGAACGUGGACGAUGACAUCAAACAUUGCAAUGUCGUUGAAUGCGGUGAGGUCUUCCACAUAUCAUAUCCAUACUGUGAUAGAUGGUGUGAAGCGCUUCAUUGUUUGCCUUCAAAAUAAGAGAUGUAGUUGUGGGCAAUUUCAGCUUGAUGAACUUCCUUGUGCACAUGCUUUGGCGGCUUUGAGGCACAGGAAUGAGUAUUAUGAAAACUAUUAUUCUCCUUAUUACACGAGGGAGAGCCUUUUGCAGACUUAUGAAAUGCCAGUAGACCCAUUGCCUGACGAAAGCAAAUGGAAUGUGUCACAACAUAUAUCUGAAGAAGUUGUAAUGCCAGCUACUAGAAAAGGACAGCCAAGGAUACCUCAAAAAUAA
Messenger RNA from Nicotiana tabacum (common tobacco), 465 nucleotides. The record is from RefSeq and is a predicted model, not a curated record. Lineage: Eukaryota; Viridiplantae; Streptophyta; Magnoliopsida; Solanales; Solanaceae.